This is a messenger RNA of Moesziomyces aphidis, 954 nucleotides long. The record is from the annotation of a GenBank genome assembly. NCBI's taxonomy places the organism in Eukaryota, Fungi, Basidiomycota, Ustilaginomycetes, Ustilaginales, Ustilaginaceae.
AUGGCCGAGCCGGCCGAAGCAGCGCCGCACGAGUCGCGACCGGAGCAGCCAGAAGUGGAAGCAACGAUCUCGACGCUGCUCGCGCAGAACCGCCGCACCGCCACCGCGUUCACCGUGACCAAACACUCGAACGACGCCGCCAAGAACUGGGACAAGUUCUACAAGAACCACGCCGACAAGUUCUUCAAGGACCGCCACUGGACGUCGCGCGAGUUCGGCACCGCCGUCGGCUCCUCUUCCGUCAAGCCCGAAGACGACCGCGACGAAGAGGCGCAGCUUGUAGCCGCCGAUGUUGCACGCCAAGGCUCCGCAGUUCUGCUCGAGGUAGGCUGUGGCGUGGGCAACAUGCUGUAUCCCUUGCUCGAGGCCAACGCGGGGUUGAGGGUGCAUUGCUGCGACUUUAGCCAGCGCGCAGUGGACAUGGUCCGAACCCACCCGAGAUACGAUGCGGCCAGAGUGAAUGCGUUUGUAUUCGAUCUGACGUCGUCGCAACCUUCGCUGGCAUCAUUGCUAAAGAAAGAGCCAUACGAUGCUUGGCCCGCACCUGCAACCGUCAGCCUCAUCUUUGUCCUCUCCGCCAUCCCACCGCAUCUGCAUCUCCAAGUGCUCAAGUCGCUAGCGGAUCUUUUGGCCGACAACCCGAGCGGGGGUCAUAUUCUGUUCAGAGACUAUGCGUAUGGUGAUCUAUCCCAGGUUCGCUACCACACCAAGAAGGACGCUGCGUGGGCAGAGCCGAGCUUGCUAUCCGACGAGCCGGGUCAGAACUGGUACCGCCGCGGAGACAAUACGUUCAACUACUUCUUCCAGCCGCACGAGCUCGACGCGCUCGCACAGCAGCUCGGUCUCCAAGGCGAGGCGCAACUUCUUCGACGCACCGCGGUGAACCGAAAGAGCGAAGUCAACAUGCAGCGUCGAUUCGUCCAAGCCAAGUGGUUCGUCCCCGCGCGCACGUAA